AUAAAGGUCACAUUCGCGUUCAGUUUCGGUAUUAGAAUAGAUGACGUUUUGCUUGUGACGUCAUCAAGACACGGGUUACCAAAAACUUCUCAUUCUCAACAUAAGAAUUUUACAAAAGAAAAACAUAAUUUCUUACAAAUAUUACAAUUUUUAACGGAAAAACUUAAAUUUACUUCAUAACAACUUAAUUGUCUUUAAAAAUUUUAAUAAUUGAGCAAACUUUGCAAAAGUAAGUUUUCCCUGUUUUCAUAAUUAAUUCCAUUGCGUUAUGUGGGUUGCAUAACUUUCAGGCGCUUAUGUCAGCCGUGAGAAACACGAAAAUGUUAACGUCACUAAUAUUUGUAAACAUUUUUUUAUCUAAAUAAUCGCGUGUUGCAAGCGUUACAAGUGCUACAAACAUGAUCGAAGUAAAUGCAAAGCUCCUCAAGGGCCCCGUCUAUCUCUCCGGUGAAACUAUAGAAUGCAGCAUAAGUUUUAUCCAUCCGAAAUCACUACAACACAAAGUAUCACAAAGUAACAAUGAUGCUUUUGAGAGUUUGGCAUGGGCUUCCGCUCAAAUUCACUGCCAAUGUACGACCGAUGGUAAAGUCAGCAAGCUGAAACCAGACGGAGACAGUAUGGCUUUCAGUGAUACAGCUCUUCCUGUGAAUACACAAGAUGCUGGUUUGCAGGAAAUCGCGACAAAACCAAAGAUACUGUUUUGUGAUUUGAGGUUGUCUCCAGGUCAAGCUAAAACUUAUAUCUACAGAGAAAAGAUUCCUAAUGAUGCGCCACCAUCUUAUCGCGGUCAACUUGUAAAAUACUCCUACAAAAUCACGAUUGGCACGCAGCGUGUAAACAGCCCGAUAAAAUUACUAAAAGUCCCCAUUCGGGUGUUACCAGUCAACAUAGGAAUGGAUGUUGGUGGCUUGUGUAAUGAAACAUCAGAUGAGUUAUCCCCGGCGAAUCCUUUCCUGGAAGUCCGUGAAAAGGAAAAGGAAAUCGAAACACCGUUCGAUCUUGCACUGCAAGCUCUACAGAACAUCACAGCACGUCGUAAUCCUAACUUCUACAUGAUUUCCAAUACCUGGGGCAAAGUAGCGCGCUUUUGUCUCUUUAAACCCGCAUAUAAACUUGGCGAAGAUAUUAUUGGCACUUUUGACUUCACGGUCGCAACUGUCAAAUGCGUACAGGUAUCUGUUUCACUUCAAUGCGAAGAAGAAACCACAAUUGAAGACAAAACGAAACAAACGCGCAUCAUAACAUUCAGUAAGCAUCAUGAGGUGUGUCUUGGUUUACAACACACACAAUUGAUCCUCCCGAUUCCUUUGCAUUUAACGCCGGCAUUUGAAACUAAACUUGUUAGUUUAAAAUGGCGAUUGCAUUUUGAGUUUGUAACAAGUACAUCGCCGAAAUUAGAUGGUCCUAAGUUAGAGGAUAGUGAUUGGAAAGCGCCUGCUGAGUUGCCAAUUGAGACUAUGGUUUGGAGUUUGCCUAUUCGGCUGUUUUCCACUUCUCCUGAACAAGUUGCUCAGGGAUUACAGGCUAAUAACUCAUAUAGGCUGGCAAUUAGAUAAAUUUAGAUAUUGUUAAUUUAUUUAUUACACAUUUUAAUCUUUUGGAGGUCGUGCUGGUUGAGCAAUUGUAUAUUAUUCUAAAAUGAUCUAAAUAUUUACCUAAAUGGACUAUUAAUAGAUUUAUUACCUUGUGACACGGAUAGAGCUCACUUUCUGGUAGUGUAAUUCAAAUUUUCUAUGAAGUGAUUGUUUAAAAUGAAACAAAAGAGGAUCGUUUUAUGUUUUUGUUAUAGAUUGUUAAUCUUAUAAACAUUUACUAAAAUUACUUUCAUAAAACUGAUUCCAUGCA
This is a messenger RNA of Dalotia coriaria, 1845 nucleotides long. RefSeq names its product RAB6A-GEF complex partner protein 2. Gene Ontology annotation, cellular component: Golgi membrane; Ric1-Rgp1 guanyl-nucleotide exchange factor complex. Bases 399 to 1556 code for a protein of 385 amino acids. The transcript has 2 exons. Gene Ontology annotation, biological process: retrograde transport, endosome to Golgi. The record is from RefSeq and is a predicted model, not a curated record. Lineage: Eukaryota; Metazoa; Arthropoda; Insecta; Coleoptera; Staphylinidae.